This is a messenger RNA of Ascochyta rabiei, 669 nucleotides long. RefSeq lists its product as uncharacterized. NCBI's taxonomy places the organism in Eukaryota, Fungi, Ascomycota, Dothideomycetes, Pleosporales, Didymellaceae. Bases 1 to 669 code for a protein of 222 amino acids. The record is from RefSeq and is a predicted model, not a curated record. The transcript has a single exon.
AUGUGUCUCGUCAAGGUCAAGCAAGAAGAAGACGUUGUAGUCCCCUACCGCGUGGUCUCGCGACACAACCACUCUCCUCCUCGGCGCCGCGCCUCUCGGCAAUCAACGCACCGCUACUCUCGCGAAGUCGUGCGUGAAUCCCGCCAUGAGUCCCCCCGCCCUUCAGCGUCCUAUGUCGCGGUCCCCACUCCGCAGCCCAAGCCCCUCGCCAUUCCACCUCCGCAGCCCGUGCCUGUGUUUGUAGAGCCGCCGCCAGCACCCGUGUAUGCUCCCGCCCCCCCACCGCCGCCGAGCCAUAUCAGCAGUCGACACAGCCACCACGGCGCAGCGCAGUACGUGGAAGUCUCUCCGCGAUCGAGCUACAGCUCGCGCUCUUCUUCCCUAGGCCGCAGCGAGUACGUGUACCGCGAACGAGAGGUCAGGCGAGAGAGAGCGUAUAGUCCCGACCGCGGACCGCAGUAUGAGCACUAUCGCUACGUGGAGCCAGCGAGGAGUGAAAGCAGUUUUGGAGGCGGGAGAGGGCACGGAGGGAGGGAGAGAAGUAGGUCCAGGGUAAAGGUGGAUCACACGAGACAGAGAAGCCGGAGCAGAGGGGACGGCUACAGGGAGGAGAGUACAAGGGUAACAAUUGUGGACGAUGAUGGGAGGAGGAGGAGGGCGUACGGAUGA